This is a messenger RNA of Macrobrachium nipponense, 1704 nucleotides long. RefSeq names its product coiled-coil domain-containing protein 39-like. Lineage: Eukaryota; Metazoa; Arthropoda; Malacostraca; Decapoda; Palaemonidae. The transcript has a single exon. The coding region runs from base 1 to 1704 and encodes 567 amino acids. The record is from RefSeq and is a predicted model, not a curated record.
AUGUUUCUAAGUUUGUUAUCGUUCGUGCUUAACCAGUGCUUUGCCUUCGCGGCCGGAUUCCCCCGCGAGAAAGCUGUCUAUAUCAAUCUUGUUGUGCUGUCCAUUGAAGUAUUCAUACUUCUUGGAUUCUGCAUGAGUAUUGUCCGUUUCUUCAAUGAUUUUAUGGCUCUGGACAACUGUCCGUCGCUGGCCAUAUCUGAAGAGGACAAACAUUUGGAUAAUGAUAUGGACGACGAUAUGAAUGACGAUGUGCAAGACGAUAUGAAUGACGAUAUGCAAGUCGAUGUGAAUGACGAUGAGCAAGACUGUGAAGAAGACGAAAUUUCCGCUUCUGAAGAUGUCUCUAGUUCAGCUUGUGUAGAGACACCGCAUUUACCCAGCCAAAAGACCCAGGAAGCAAUCAAGAUAAAUGAAAUAAUCUCGACGCUUGAGAAAGACCUCGAAGAGAAGGUUCGAAUAGUAGACGAACUAAGGAAAAAGGUAGAGGGCCUGACUGAAGAAGGAACGAAGCUGGAACAAAAUAUUACAGACCUGGAACGACUCAGUCAUGAGAAGGAUAGGCAACUUCUCUCAAUGCCAGCCGAAAUGGAAGAGCUCAGAAGAGAGAUAGCUCUCAAGGCGCAGGAGACAGAAAAGUUUAGAAGAGAGAAUGAGGACAAAAACUCCUCCAUCAUCAUUUUGGAAAACACGGUCGCAGUUCUCAACAUGGAAAAGGAAACAUUGCGGCAAGAUUUGCAGCAGAAGGAAAACAGUCUAUCAGAAUUGAAAAAUGAACUAGACAAGAAAAAUGAGGACAUGAAAAAACUGCGAGAAGAGAACAGGAGGAAGCAGAAUAGCAUUGAAAGUCUGCAGAAGGAAACCGAGGACCAGAACCUCCGGAUGAACUGUUUGGAAGAUCAAUUGCAAGUCCUCACCGUUGAGAAAAAGUUGGCCCAAGAAAAUUUGAAGCAGCUCGAAUUAUGCAGGAAAGAAUUAGCCGACAAAAAGAGGGAGUUGGAAGAUGUUAAAGCACACAACCUCCAGAGGGACAGAGAGAUCCUGCACCUGGAGAAUGAGCUCUCUCAGAAGCAAAGGGAGGUCCUCAGUUCGAUGAAAGGAACCAAAAGUAUUAUAGCACAAAGGGCCAAUGGAAAAAUCAAUGAAAUGACGAGGAGGACAGUCCAGCUGGAAUUCGAGCAUGCCGAGAUGAAGGAGGAACUAGAGACGAUGGAGUUUGAAAAGAUGGAGGCCAUCUUGGAACUUGAAAAACUCCAAGAAGAGGCCUUGGCCCAGGAUAUGAAAAUCAUAUCCUUGGAUAUGAAAGGGCUUGAUAUGAUUAGCAAGGCAAACGACACCUUCUAUAAAGAGAAGACUGUGACCAAAAUGGCGCCGAAAAAACAGCCUGGAUCAGAGAUGAAAGUUGGAAAGGAAAGUUCCCAGGAUAAACCUCGAUGUCUGAGGAAGCCCAAGGUCAACUGCAAAGCCCUCUACAGACAAAUGGACGACAUCGAGGAAGGGAUUCACCAGAUCAGAUCGUCACAACGACUUUCAACUGCCAACAGGAGACUCUCAAAAGCCCUGGCUAAACUUCCUUCAGUUACAAAACCUCUAAAUAGAGACCAAAUACAUCAGAGGCUGAGGAUGGAAUCUGCAGCUAACCUUCGAAGACUGGAGCGAGAUGCUGCAAUGGUAAGAAAUCUCUACAAAGGCAACUACGUCACUUAA